Molecule: messenger RNA, 726 nt
Organism: Suillus subaureus
Lineage: Eukaryota; Fungi; Basidiomycota; Agaricomycetes; Boletales; Suillaceae
Exons: 3
Coding region: 416-643 (75 amino acids)
Source: RefSeq, a predicted model, not a curated record
AUUUGCAGGCUCGUUCAAACUCCAACAUUUUCGACACCACCGUUAAACAUCGCGAAUUCGAGUAUUGUCAUGGGAAAAUCCACUUGGAGAGGAAUGGUCAUUCCAACGAUGCGUUGAUCCGGAUUCCGCGCCCCAAGACGUACGACGACGCAAUGCAGAUCACUUUACUGGCUUCGAGGCAUGUCAGGACAGAGACGGGUGUUUACACCUACACCAAACUCCGUUGAGUGAAAACGCUUCAGGGGAAGCGCUAUUGGUGUAUUGCUUUCGCUGCAACUGAUCCUUGGGAACGCUUGCCAACCAGUACGCCGCUGGAGAAAAAAUAUAAAGCUUUGAAGGAGGCUCUGCAAACGGACGGACCGCCACGCUAGUUCCGAGGCGCUCGAAACAAACGUCGGUUACAUGCACUCUGUUAAUGGAAGCAACUAACGUUUAUUUCUCAUCUGGAAACUUUACAGUUUCCCCUGGAAUAAUGGUACUCGGUGGCACAUUGGCACAUGCAAUUUCGUUCGGAGGGAGAUCCCAUAAUGCCGACGAUCCUCUAUUCCUCUCCAUUUUUUGCACCAGAUCAAUCCUUUGGUCGGUGACCGUAUGUCGGAUAGAUCUCAUUCUGAUGAGAAACGUUGAGGAGCAUUGCAAAUGAUGAGAGUGAUACAUCCGAGUUGGUAUAUCUUGUACUGUAACAUUGAGACUCUACCCACCGCUUGCAUUGACUCAAAUCUGAUA